Pocillopora damicornis (cauliflower coral) is the source of this 1411-nucleotide messenger RNA. Its product is annotated as ubiquitin-conjugating enzyme E2 E1. The record is from RefSeq and is a predicted model, not a curated record. NCBI's taxonomy places the organism in Eukaryota, Metazoa, Cnidaria, Anthozoa, Scleractinia, Pocilloporidae.
CUGGGAAAAGUGGAAGACCGAAAAGCUUGCUCCAUCUACGGUUAGAGUUAUCUUCUAACCAUUCAUAAACGUCACAUCCACACCGAAACAGUCCAUUUUCACUCUAAAAGGUUAGGACAUCUUCUUAGGACUACGGGUCGCGGCCAGAUUUACAAAUUCACCUUGUGAAAUCCUACGCUAGCUUCAUCUUAUUGACGAUGUCAGAACACACCGCGUUGAGUUCUUCGUCUAAUGCCGAUGACAGAAGAACCGUUCAGCAGAAUGAGGGCCCAUCAUCUGGGACUACGGGCACAAAGCGGGCUGCUCGCAGUCGCGGAGCCGCCUCUCGGCCCGUGAAAUCUGCAUCAACCUCCGCCAAGAGAAUUCAACGAGAAUUGGCUGAAAUUGCCCUCGAUCCGCCGCCGAACUGCAGCGCUGGCCCAAAGGGAGACAACCUGUACGAGUGGAACUCGACAAUACUUGGUCCACCUGGGUCAGUGUACGAGGGAGGAGUAUUCUUUCUUGACAUUCAUUUUCCUUCGGAUUAUCCUUUCAAGCCACCAAAAGUUUCAUUCCGUACUAGAAUAUAUCAUUGUAAUAUCAACAGCCAGGGUGUGAUUUGUUUGGACAUUCUUAAAGACAGCUGGAGUCCGGCUCUAACAAUCUCAAAAGUCCUCCUGUCCGUUUGUUCAUUACUCACAGACUGUAAUCCAGCUGAUCCCCUCGUAGGAAGCAUCGCCACACAGUUCGUUAACGACAGAGAAGAACACGACAGAAUAGCGAAAGAAUGGACCAAACGCUACGCAACAUAAAACUGGAAAAUUGAACAAAACUAUUAUAAUUCAUCCAUCAUGUUUCCAAUCCAUGUCUCAAAUCAUCCGCGUGGUGUUUUCUUGAGAUAACGAGUAAUGUUGCACCCAGAUCUCGCCCACUUGAAAAGAACGGGCGAGGCUUGGGUACGAUAUUAGGAACGUGCGCUCGCCGUCUAAAAUGAACUUUUUUCGCUUCGGUCUUCUUAGAAACGGAUAGAGUCGAGAAUGUUCUGUAUCACUCGCUGAACGCUCACGCUAUAAACGAUAAUUCUUGUGUCACUCGAUGCUUUUAAAACCCAGUAAUUCAGACGAAUAUUUAAAAAAUUUAAGAAAGAUUUGAUAUUUUUUUUUCUUCCCAAAAAACUUUAGUUUAAAAGCGAGCUUGAAAAAAUAUAUUUUCGGGGUAUUCUUCCGAGAAGUAUCCUUAAAUGACAUUCAUUUUAAUAAAGAUUUUGACGCAACCAACGACGUACCAAAAACAUUGUUGAAAUUUGCGGUCUGAUAGAGAGAAAGAAGGUUGUAAUAUUGUUAGACUAUAUGUGUAAAGAUAAAUUUGACAGUUUCAGAUUAUCAUUAGUGCUGUGAAGAUUGUAAAUAAUAAAGUUUAUUAAUUUAUCUGA